AUGAGGGUCUUUGUUUUGCUCGCUUUGGCGGUGGUUUCUGGCUGCAAUGCCAACUUCUUCCACGCUGAUGCACCCAAGCCUCCGAUGGAGGUUCUGACCGAUGCUUUCUGGGACUACAUCGCCAAGGCCAGCAAGACCGCUGACGACACACUGGAGAUGGUGAUGAAAUCGCAGUUUGGAGAGGAAAUCAACGCCCACCUGGCUGAGACCGCCCACGUGGCUAGCAAGUAUGCCAGCAACCUGAAGGAAAAGCUUCCCUUGGCGGCCAAGGGCCUGAUGAACAAGAUCAGCACUGAGGCCGACGUCUUGAGGAACGUUCUGAGCCGGGACCUGAGCUUAGUCAGUGAGCAGUUUGAGCUGUACUCCGGCACCCUGAAGGCUCAGAUCGAGGAGAAAGUAGAGCAGCUGAAGCAGGACCUCAGCACCUACACUGACAAUGUAGAUUCAGACACCCUGAGAGCCACCAUUUUGCAGAACAGCGAGGAACUGAUGUCCAGCCUGCAGCGCAGCAUCACCGACAUCGAGAGCAAGCUGGGCCCCUACACUGACGAUCUCAUGAGGCAGGUUGACGACCACCUGAUGGCCUUCAAACGCAACAUCGGCCCCGUCACCCACAGGGUCCAGGACGAGCUGAGCUUCAGAAGCAGAGAGGUGCAACGCAUGGUGGCCCCCUAUGCCGAAGACUUUAAAGAAAAGCUUGACCAUUUUGCUACUGACAUCCAACAACAGAUUAUGGCCAAAUAUGACUCCUUGGUAAACAGCAAUUAA
Molecule: messenger RNA, 768 nt
Organism: Nerophis lumbriciformis (worm pipefish)
Lineage: Eukaryota; Metazoa; Chordata; Actinopteri; Syngnathiformes; Syngnathidae
Source: RefSeq, a predicted model, not a curated record